UAACCGAAAAUUUAUAAAUAUAUAGAUCAUUUAAAGAAAUAUUUGGAAAUAUCAGUUUUUAUACUUUUCAUGACCAUUUUUUUUGAAUGAAAUCACAUCUACUAAUUAGCUAUAAGGAUAAUAUUAAUGAGUGAUCAUCAAAAGCCAGCUCAAUUGAUAUCAUAUGAAUACUCAUCCACGUCAGAGAUAGAAGAUGAUGAAAAUUUAAUUGAUUCAUCUUCCAUUAAUGAAACAAAUUUAGAAAUAUCUCCAAUUAAGCAAGCAUAUGAAUCGUACUCAGAACACACAGAAAUAGAAAUAACUGCUAGUAAUAUAUCACCCAUUGAUUCCUUGCAAGAGUCACCCCAAGAAAAUGUGUCAGACAACGUAAGUGAAGAAGAAAAAUAUGAUUUUGAAAUAUCAGAUGAAGAAUAUAUAGCCUCACCACUAAAAUCACAAGCUGGCAUCUCAGCUAUCAAAAGUUUACUAUCCUACGGUGCUGAUCUUAAUACAACUAAUGCUACUUUAGACCCUAAUGAUAGUCUUACUAAUGAUGGACUGAUUGUUGCACCUCAUAUUCCAACUAUUGAUGUGAAGAAUAAAGAAACAGAUUUUUUUGAACUAGAUCAAUCAGCUGAAAAGCCAAAAUCAAGAGCAAAUUCUGGAAACUGGUCUGAUUACAAAAAUGAGAACCCACAAGAAAAUAAUGAAUCACAUGUAGAUUCAAUUCAUUCUUCCCAAUCUAAAGAUGACGAAAUGAUAAAGAUGGAAAGCUGGCAACAAGACCUCAUACAAGAAGCUGAUGGUAAUGAUGAUGAAAUGGAUGUAGAGGAUGAUAAUAUGGGUUCAAAUCCAGAUGAAGGAAAUGACUUUGAUCCCAAUCUUUCAACAGAAAAGCUCAAUAAAAUAUUCUGGGAACCAGAUGGGCCAGCAUGGGCUCUUGCCUUGGGACUCAAAAAGAUUUCUCAAUCUAAUCCGGAUAUUAUAAACACCCCCGUGGAUGUUUUAUUGCCGGAACCUAUAGGGAGAUGUUCGGAAGCUUUACAAGAAAAAUUCAGGAUACUCCACGAGAAACGGAAGAUUUUCGAAAGUCAAAAAAACAAUCAUUCUUCUGGCGAAUCGGAGGAAUCGAUGGAGAAAGAUUUCAAUGACGUCAUUUGCGAUAACAAAGCCUUCCGCAACCCCAGCAUAUACGAAAAACUGCUGCAAUAUUGCGACAUCGACGAUUCGGGGACCAAUUGCAUUCCUACCACCGACUUCACUUACCAUCAAAAAAGCUCCACCGACGCCAAAAUUGUCAAUAUAGGCAAAUAUGGCCCCGGGGUUUACAAUACCAAAAGAUCUACCGGCAAAAGACUGUGGGGUCGACCAUCUUUUUACGAGGAACUGGCACGUGUGCAAAAGACCGAAAUGGAAAGGUGGGAGAAGGAACGGGUUUUGCACGUGAGCAAGGAAGCCAUAGCCAAGGCGAACCAGGUGAGCCAUCAGAUAAUUCAGAUGGCCGAUCAGGCUGAGAAACUCAUAAUGGAUGACAAAGAAGUGAUUUUAAAGUCAAAGUUAGCCAUCAUAAAGAGGAAAAUGUGGAAAUAAAAAUUGAAGUUAUAGACAAGCCCCCUCCCGGGUUCGGUUCUAGUUUUGAAAACCCAUUUGACGUGAAUGCCAAAGAAUUAAUCAUCGUCAAAAGUAAGAAAACCAAGUGGGACAAAUGAUGAUACAACAGUUAGAAACCAUUUUCUUUUUUGGGAUUCGACGCAAUCGAAUGUCAGCAUAAUAUCAUCGAGUUUUUCGAGGGGGUGCAAUAUAACCGAACAUGAAUUAUAUUAGUUUUAACAUUUACAAAAACUGUGAUAACAAUGUCUCAUUAUA
Messenger RNA from Gordionus sp. m RMFG-2023, 1845 nucleotides. RefSeq lists its product as uncharacterized. The transcript is spliced from 7 exons. The coding region runs from base 127 to 1569 and encodes 480 amino acids. The record is from RefSeq and is a predicted model, not a curated record. Gene Ontology annotation, biological process: regulation of DNA-templated transcription. NCBI's taxonomy places the organism in Eukaryota, Metazoa, Nematomorpha, Gordioida, Chordodea, Parachordodidae. Gene Ontology annotation, cellular component: nucleus.